AUGCUGACCAACAACAACGACCUGAUGGAGCAGUUCUACUACACCGACGAGUCGCCGCUACCAGUUCUGCCCGAGUUCCUGGGCAACGACGCCUUCCAGCAGCUGGAGCAGUUAAUGUACCAGCAGGAGUUCAGCACCAACAGCGGCGAUAGCCUCUCCGAUGGCACCGCCAACAGCUGCUCCAUGGAUCAGUACUACGACGACACCCCGGCCGUUCUAGAGCUGGAGCAUAUGCUGAGUGUCCAGAAGCAGCAGCAACAUUAUCCGCAUCAUCUGGGAAAGAGCCAGGGCAAGAGCACAAAGUACUGGACAAAGCAGGAGCGAGCCAAGCCCUACGACAAGCUGUCUACGUCGAUCUCGUCGUCAGGAUCCUGCGGCUCCUCCGCUAGCAGCAGCUCCCAGUCAUCCUCGUGCGGCGGCGAGGUACUCAAGAAGCGUCGACUGGCGGCCAAUGCCCGCGAGCGGCGACGGAUGAACAGCCUGAAUGAUGCUUUCGACAAGCUGAGGGAUGUGGUGCCAUCGCUGGGCCAUGACCGGCGGUUAUCCAAAUACGAGACGCUGCAAAUGGCGCAGGCGUACAUCGGUGAUUUGGUUACGCUGCUGUCCAGGGAUUACUGA
This is a messenger RNA of Drosophila serrata, 618 nucleotides long. RefSeq names its product absent MD neurons and olfactory sensilla (gene amos). Gene Ontology annotation, molecular function: DNA-binding transcription factor activity, RNA polymerase II-specific; protein dimerization activity; E-box binding. Lineage: Eukaryota; Metazoa; Arthropoda; Insecta; Diptera; Drosophilidae. Gene Ontology annotation, biological process: positive regulation of transcription by RNA polymerase II; sensory organ development; axon development. The record is from RefSeq and is a predicted model, not a curated record. Gene Ontology annotation, cellular component: nucleus.